AUGUCCAAGGAAGAUACUGGAGCAUCAGCACCAAAGAAGCCUGAGACGGCACAAGUAGCUAACGUUAAUGGGAUAGAUAAGUUACAACCUCCGAAAACGAAAGAGGAAACUGAAGCCAGUACUAGUGUUUCAUCCCAAAAGGCAUCGCAUGCCGGUGAUGAAAGCUUCAAGAGAAGCAUCCAUGAAGCUUCAUAUGUGGGUUGGAAACAAAUUGGUGGUUGGGAAGACAAAGACGAAUUGACCUUGGAUGAUGAAUUGAUGGAUAUGAGUAGAGAAACACUCUUAAAUAAUAUCAUACCCGACAGUCUUUACGGUGACUGGUAUCAUUCCGUAGCCAUUUUCUUUAUUGGAGGCGUGGUAUCAUUUGCACUUGGUCACUAUAAAUUUUCUAUGGGCUCAGCCUUUUUUGUCAUCGUUAUCACUUCAUUGUUGUAUAGAACAUCGGCUAAAAAGUACAGAGGUUCAAUAAGAGAAUUGGUUCAAAAGGAAUUUACAGUGCAAAAGGUGGAGAAUGACUACGAAUCUUUAGAAUGGCUAAAUACAUUUUUGGACAAAUACUGGCCCAUUUUAGAACCAUCCGUAAGUCAAUUGAUUGUUCAACAGGCCAAUGAACAAAUGGCUACCAAUGAGGCAAUUCCUCAAUUUAUCACUGAACUAUGGAUUGAUGAGCUGACACUUGGUGUUAAGCCUCCAAGGAUUGAUCUGGUGAAGACGUUCCAAAACACUGCUUCUGACGUUGUUGUGAUGGACUGGGGUAUCUCUUUUACCCCUCAUGAUUUAUGCGAUAUGAGUGCCAAACAGGUUAGAAACUACGUCAAUGAAUUAGCUGUUGUUAAGGCUAAAAUUUUUGGCAUUACCAUUCCCGUUUCCGUGUCGGACAUCGCCUUCAAAGCACAUGCUAGAGUUAAAUUCAAGUUAAUGACUCCUUUCCCCCAUGUUGAAACUGUUAACAUCCAACUAUUGAAAGUUCCCGAUUUUGAUUUUGUUGCUUCCUUAUUUGGACGUUCGAUUUUCAAUUGGGAAAUUUUAGCUAUCCCAGGUCUUAUGACAUUGAUACAAAAGAUGGCCAAAAAAUACAUGGGCCCAAUCUUACUACCUCCAUUUUCUUUACAGUUGAAUAUCCCACAGCUCCUCUCUGGUUCCAACCUGUCAAUUGGCAUCUUGGAAAUUACCAUAAAAAAUGCUAAGGGAUUAAAACGUACCUCCUCAGUAUUGAACGAAUCAAUUGAUCCAUAUUUGUCCUUUGAAUUUAACGAUGUAUCCAUUGCAAAGACAAGGACCGUAAGAGAUACUCUGAACCCCGUUUGGGACGAGACUUUAUACGUUUUAUUGAACUCUUUCACCGACCCAUUAACAAUUAGUGUCUAUGAUAAGCGUGCGAAGUUAAAGGAUAAAGUGCUCGGUAGAAUUCAAUACAACCUGAAUCUCCUACAUGAUAAUUCUACGCAAAGGAACCUGAAAGCUGAGUUUUUAAGAAAUUCUAAACCAGUCGGUGAAUUGACUUUUGAUUUAAGAUACUUCCCAACUUUGGAAGAAAAGAAGUUACCGGAUGGAUCUGUAGAAGAGCUACCCGACCUGAAUACUGGUAUUGCUAAAAUUGUGGUUGAAGAAGGAUCUCGUUUUGCUGAAGAAGAAAAGAAAAUUACUGCCUAUGUUGAAGUUUAUCUGAAUGCUAAAUUGGUGUUAACCACUGGUACGGCAACCGACACUGGCACUUUAAAAUGGAAUUCGGACUAUGAAGCAGUUAUUGCAGAUCGUCGCAAAACGAGGUAUAAGUUCGUCGUCAAGGAUAGCAAAGGGGAAGAAAUUGGAUCUACCAUUCAGACUUUAAACGAUUUAAUAGAUAGAAGCCAAGUGGAUAAGAAAUUGAUCCCAUUGAAAAACCAGAAAGGUGAUAUUAAAAUCACCACAUAUUGGAGACCUGUUAGACUGGAGAUAGGUUCCAACUCAGUUGCUUACACACCACCAAUUGGUGCUAUCAGAGUCUUCAUUGAAAAGGCAAACGAUUUGAGAAAUUUGGAAAAGUUUGGUACUAUCGAUCCAUAUUGUAAAGUCUUGGUUAACGGAUUAUCGAAAGGUAGAACAGACUUUAAGAAUCAAACUUUGAAUCCAAUUUGGAAUCAAGUUAUUUAUGUUGCUGUCACUUCACCAAACCAGAAAAUUACGCUUCAAUGUAUGGAUGUGGAAACCGUCAACAAGGAUCGUUCAGUUGGUGAAUUCAACAUCAACGUUCAAGAUUUAUUCAAGAAGGAUGAGAAUGACAAAUACCAGGAGACAAUCGAUGAAGAAGCUAAAGUUGGUCGUUUAAUAAUGCCCAAGAAAAAACCCAAGGGAACCGUUACGUACUAUACUUCCUUUUAUCCGGCACUGCCUGUUUUAACACUGGAAGAAAUCCAAGAUUUAGAUAAAGUUAACAAAAAGAAGGCAUUGUUAGAAUCACGUAAAUUAGCCAUAGAUGAAAAAAAAAUCUCUAAAGAAGAUAAAGCCAAAUUCGAACAAGAAUGGAAUGAAGUCAAAGAGCUGGAAGACAUGUACAGUAAUAGACAGAAGUUGGACUUGCCAGAGCUAUUGCGAUACAAUCAAGGUGUUCUUGCUGUCACUGUCCUUGACGGGGAAUUGCCCGACUCUGGGCUAUACGUUCAAGCGUUUUUUGAUGGUAAUGGUCACCCGAGAUUCGUUAGUCCACGCAUCCCAUCCAGGAUUGUCAAAAACGGUUGGUCUGGCGACGUAAUAAUAAAAGAAUUAGACAAAUCCACUACUAUUUUUAGAGUUGCUAAGAAUAAAAAUUAUAACAAAAUGGAGAAAUGCGUUUGUGAAGUAGAACUGCCUACGUUAGAGUUAGUUAAGAAUUGUUAUUAUAAGCCAUCAAUUUUACAUCUUUCAGGUGAAGGUAGUGCUAAACUAAUGCUUCAAAUAUCGUGGUUUCCUAUCGACACUAAACAAUUGCCAGAAAAUGACUUGAUCACGAAUUCAGGUGACUUGACAAUUAUGUCAAGAAGUGCAGAAAACUUGAUAGCAUCUGAUUUAAAUGGUUAUUCCGAUCCGUACUUGAAGUAUUACAUCAACAAUGAGGAAGACUGUGCUUACAAGACAAAGGUUGUCAAAAGAUCUUUGAAUCCUAAGUGGAAUGAUGAAGGCACCGUUCAAAUCAACAAUCGUUUGAAUGACAUACUAAGAAUAAAAGUCAUGGACUGGGAUUCUACAAGUGCGGACGAUACUAUUGGGACAGCAGAGAUCCCAUUGGAAAAAGUCAAGGUUGAAGGAAUUACCGAGUUAGAUGUGCCAGUCGAAGGAUUAGAAAAUGCCGGUCAAGAUGGUGGCGUGUUACAUCUAGCAUUCAGCUUCAAGCCAAGGUACACAGUAAGCGUGAGUAAAAGAGAAAAGAAAGUCGGAGAUAUAGCAUCUAAGGGACUGGGUACUGGUUUGAGAGCUGGUACGUCUGUGAUAGGUGGCGGUGUUGGUGCCAUAGGUAAGAUCAAGAAAGGGGUGUUCGGUGGAUUGGGCAGUCUCACAAACCAUAAGAAAACCCACGAAAUGGGCGGAGAAGAAACCAAACUUUAA
This is a messenger RNA of Saccharomyces mikatae IFO 1815, 3561 nucleotides long. RefSeq names its product tricalbin (gene TCB1). Gene Ontology annotation, molecular function: lipid binding. The record is from RefSeq and is a predicted model, not a curated record. The coding region runs from base 1 to 3561 and encodes 1186 amino acids. Lineage: Eukaryota; Fungi; Ascomycota; Saccharomycetes; Saccharomycetales; Saccharomycetaceae. The transcript has a single exon.